CAUACAGACAACGCAGAUUUUGUCAAAUGGGUUAUGUUAAACCAGAUAUAAUUUACGCACAUAUGGAACAAUAUAUUUGCUUAAUGAUCGCAUUAAACGUGAAACUUGGAGUAGCAACUAAGAACCGUCCUGUCCUAUGCAUCAAACACCAAAUGAUAUAUUACAUUGACUCAUUUUGUAAACCUAAAUCUGUGUUUUCUAUUCAUUAUCCUGACUGUCUGUAUUUUACUAUUACAUCUAAAACUGCCUUACUGGCUACCAUCCCCCCCCCCCCGUAUAUUUGUUUUAUAUGCAAGAUUUGCAACUGACUUUAAGGGGGUAGUUCAUAUACUUCCUGCGCGACGUAUCGCCGGUUGAUUGUGACGUCAGAUUGCUCUACCUCAUAAAUUAUCUUGCGAAUCGUUCAUCCUUUCAUUCUUUGAAGUUAUCUUCAUUGGACAGGGUGUGUUCUCGUAAGAGAUUCGCAAAUAGUUCGCAUUUUUAAAAAUAAAUACAUUCUAGGUAAUUUUUCACGUCAGUUGACUAAUUUCGGCGCUGUUUCAGCGCUCGCCAACAGUAGCUUUCGAUUCGGCCUGAAGAAUCGAAAGGCUUCCGUUUUGGACGUCUUCGGUUAACCGCCGCUUGAGGUAAGACAUUGAAUUGUGUUAGACUUUGCUUUUAAAGAGUAACUACUGCAUUUAUUUGAAUUAAAUAGUUGUUAUUUUAUAUUUCUUUUGACAUUUCACUAAAAGUAAGUUCUGGCGUGCAAGCGAUAUUUACAGAACCUCAAAACCCCUGUUUAAUGAAAUUAAUUUGCUCCUACUUUUUUGCAGGAAUGGAGAGCGGGUGUAACGGCGAAAGAAACGGCGAAAGAAACGGCGAAAGAAACGGCGAAAGAAACGGCGAAAGAAGUGGCCAAAGCCAAGACAAUCAGACUGAACAGUCGAAUGCACCGAUUCAAGGGUCUUUCGUGUUUGUUCCACGGCUAGAACUUGACUUGAGCAAUGACGACAUUCAGUUAGAUGUCUCGACUGAGCCUAACUCGCCAUGUGAAAAGCGUCAUUCGACGGGAAGGAGCAAUGUUGGUGACAAACCGAUAACAAACUUUGCUCAUUUUAACGCUACGAAAAUUCCAGACAAAGAAUGCUCCAUUGAAGAGCAGAUGAUAGCCAAGCUUGAAAAAAGCUUGGUUGUAUCAAAGAAGAAAGGGAAAGAAAAAGGCAACAUGAAAAUGGUGGAGGAAAGCACGACAAAAUAUGGAGGAGAUGAUAGGGUUGUUGUGAUUCUUCACCAUUUGAAAUUUGUGCAGACAUGGAAUGCCAACAAUCAAGGUCGCUUCAAUGGCGCCAUAGUACCUCUGCAAGGGGGAAAUGGGCUGAGCAAAUGGUGGCAAAGAAGGCCUAGAGUUUCCAGAAAGGAAAUUCUUAAAAUCAGUUUUCUCUUGCUAGAGAAAUAUCAUAAUCUUUUCAAUGCAAAGUUGGAAGAAGUUUCUAUCAUCACUGAGGAACUUUUAACUGAGAAGAAAAACAGCAAAGGCUUCCACUUCAAAAUUGCUAGAUAUGAAAGAGAGAGAACUGAGCUGAUUAUGGCUGUGGAAAAACUGACAAUCGAAAAAGAGGAGAUACAAGAGAGUCAUGGAAGAGAGCUUGAGAAUUUCAAGGCAGUCACUUUGGAGAAAGAAAAAACUCAUUUGCAGAACAUUGACGAUAUAAAUAAGGCCAUGGAUGACGUGAAAAGGAAGUGGCAAGAAGAAGUAGAUGUGAUCAAAGAAAGCAGGGAAAAGGUAUCGGAAAUGAACGAAGCUAAAGUUGCUGAAAUUAAACGAGAGAAAGAAGGAGAGCUCGAGUUGUUACAGCGAGAACUGGAAAAAACUGCAAUCGAGAAAGAUGAAACGAAGCAUCAAUAUAAAAAGCUUGUUGAGAAAUACAAUGAGCUCAAAUCUGCCAAGGACAAAGAGAAAGAGAAAGAGAUCGACAGGUUAAAGUAUGAAUUAAGACUUAAAAAGGAGGAGAACAAGACACUUGUGGCGGGAAUGAAGCAUGUAAAGGAAAAUUUUCACUUAAAGGAAAAUAAGAUGGAAUUGGAAAUUAGAAAUCUUCGUGAAGAGCUCGUUCUUAGGGAACAACAACUGAAUGAAAUGAAUGACAGAUUUGGAAAUCAGAUUCGCAUUGCUCGUCUUUGUGAAAAGACCGGUUUGGAGAAGGAAGCAGUAGAUGACACACAAAACAGCAAUUAUAGCCACAAUGUUGAAAAUAACUGGAGUAAUGAGAACAAUAAUGAGUAUUCCAAAGAAAAGACAUGCAACUGUUGUACCAAGGAAUCAGAGAAGCAUACGGCAAGUAAUUCUUGCGUGAAACACGAGCAUUUCUUAGAUGCAAUCAUGCCAGGAGAACCUUCAGACAGCGGGAAACUAAAAGCAUUUGCCUUUUUGAAAAUUGAAGAUGUAUGGCAAGAGCAGAUAGCUUGUCAUGAGAGCAAUGUCGAAAAGCUUAAAGAAUUGCAAAGAUUGCGAAAGAAUUUGAUCAGCAGUAGAGAGGAGUUAGAAAGAUCGAUACAAGAGAACGUGAAGCUGAAGGAGUCUGUUAUCAAGGAAAACGCUGCUAUGGAGAAGCGUUUAAAGGUAUUGAUAAAGCGACAAUCAUAUGAAAUGAAUAAGAAAGAGGAAGAAAUAGAAAAUCUGAAGCUAGAACUGGUUGAUCAGAAAAAUAAUGCAAGAAAGUUGUCAAAAGAGUUAACAAAGAAUAUGAUGAUUCAGAAAUACAAAGACGAAGAGAUCGAGCUGCUGAAUGCAACAGUAAAAGCAGAAAAUAAUGACGAAUAUUGCAUUGUUACCUUAGAAUCCAUGACCAGCUUUAGAAAACAUAUUGAGAAACUUAGGCACGAAAAUAAUAACUUGCUGAGUUACUGUGAUCGAGUGGAGGAGAAAGUUAGUGAGACAAAACGAGAGUUAGACCUAACAAGAAAACUUGGCAGUGAGUUGAGCAUCAGGGAGAUGGACUCACAAAAGAUCUGCAAAGAGCUGAUGUCAGAAGUUGAUGCCAAGAAUCAGAUGUUGAGGACUUUGAAAGAGAAGAUGAGAAAAUUGCAUCACAGUUACGAAGAAGUUAAAGAAGAGGCAGUGGACAACAGGUAUGAAUUAAGUAGUGUCAGUGGAAAGCUGGCAAAGAUGCAGAAGAAGAUGAUAGACAUUGAGGGUGAAAAGAAGCAGCUUGAAGAGGUGAACUCAAAAUUGGCAAAGGAUUUGGCACAGACUGGCAGAGAAUUGCAGAAGUCAGUUGAUAUUGUGUGCCAACUGAAAAUCCGAUAUGAGCAUGUUGAAGAGCAAUUCAAAGAAAAAGAAGACAAGAUAAAUGACUUGUCAAAUGAUCUGGUUUCCAAGAUAAAGGAAAUCAAAUGCCUCGUUGAAGAGAUUGACGAAAAAGAACAUGAAAAUGUCAAAAUGCGAAAGCAGUUGGAAGAAUUAAAUGUCGAGAAGGAAUCUGAAAUGAUGAAGCGUGAAAAGUGCAAGGAGGAGCUGGAUCGUUUGACAAGCCAACUGGAGAUUGCUUUAAAGAACGUUGAAAGUGAAAGGUUCGCCACCGAGGGUAAGCAAAGAGAAAUUCAGAAAUUGAUGAGUGAGGUUGAGCAGCUCUCUGAGAUUGCACGAGAUAACCAAGAAAUCGAAGAAGUCAACAAAAAUAUAUUAAAACUUGAAAAUAAAUUGUUACUUCUUGAAAACGAGAAUCACGGUUUAAAGCACGAAAAUCAAAAAAUGGAGCACGAGGUAAAAGAAUUCGAAAAUAAAGUGGAGACAUUGAAAUCACAAGGAGAAUUGGCUGGUGGUGAGAAUAAGAAAUUAUUUGACGAAAUAAAAACUAAAGAGAGUGAAUUGGCAGAAAAGGGAAAGCUGAUAAACAAACUUGAAAGCGAGCUUCGAAAGUUUCAGAGAUCCGGUGCACCAGUCCAGGCAAAAGAGCAGCAGCGCAAGAGCAGCGUGUUUCCUUGGGAAGACGAAGAACUUGAAGUGUCGCCGGAAAAGGACACUGCCAAUAAACCGUUGCCACAGAGAAGAACAUUUGCCCAGGGAGAUGGAAUCAAGUCAACAAAGGAGACUGGGCAGAAAUCAGGCCAAGGAAGCAGGGCUGCCAAGAAGGACACUGAAGUGAAGAUGUUUUCUGACGAAGACGAAGAUUCCUUGGACCUCGCCCCGAGUUACGUGCCUUCAUUCUGUCAGAACCGAGGCAGCGCCGGUGGUAGUAAGCCUGAACAGCCAAAGAGCAAUAAACCAAGCUGGCUGCAAGACUCAGUUCAAGAUUCGCAAAGAAAGAAAAACGCACCAGCAAAAGGUGGCAAAGAAGAUGAUAUCUUUGAUUCGAUUGAUGAUUUAUUGCCAAUGGGCAAAAAAACAACAAAUGCGCCCAGAGAAAGUGGGAACCACGAGGCGAAUACAAAGAAAUCUGGUCGACGCAGUGACGACUUGUUCUUCUUGAGUGAUGAAGGAGAUAAUUUAGCACAGAAAAAAAACGAAGGCAAUGGAAACAGCAUCGCAGGAGGAAGAAGAAAUGAACCGAAGAACAGAAGAAGGGGACAGAGUGGUGAAGAUGCAGCGGAUGAGUUGAAAAGACUGGUUGGCUUCUAGAUAAGCGCAAUCGUUUUGAAAUGAGCAGAACUUUGAAAAAUAUUCUAAUUGACAUUGAAAUAUCAGUUACUAACUGCUUUUGUGCAGAAAUAUUUGUAAAUUUAUUACUAUCUAUUUAUUCUCAAUAUUUGAAAUUUGAAAAACGUUAUAGCCUUUUGUGUUUUAUCCUGCAUCUUACUUCAUUUGGUGAGAAAAAUGUUUACUGAAAGUAUUAAUCUAUACUUUAUAUGACACUAUGAAUGGAUUACAUAAAAUACUAGCAUUUGAAAUCCUCAAUUCAUUUCUUCAAAUGAAGCAGUGGUCCAAAUCAAGAGGCAAGUCACAGCAUAGAUAAAUUUGUGUUGAUUUGAAUCAAUCCCAUAUGAUUAAAUAC
This is a messenger RNA of Rhopilema esculentum, 4970 nucleotides long. RefSeq lists its product as uncharacterized. The record is from RefSeq and is a predicted model, not a curated record. Lineage: Eukaryota; Metazoa; Cnidaria; Scyphozoa; Rhizostomeae; Rhizostomatidae.